AGCCACGGCCGUGAGCAGCGCUGGCCACUGGCACAAUAUAAGACCAAGUGAUCCUGAAUCCGAGGAGAGGGAUUUACUUUAUCAACCUUUCAUUUCAGCCGUCCUUUAUUUUAUUCAGCUAAAACAAUGGCAGAUACUAAAGUGGACUCCGGCUCGGAAAUCACAGCAAAGGAACUGAAAGACAAGAAGCUGCAGGACGAGAAGGAGAACGGCAAGGACGCCGCCACCAACGGAAAGGAGAAUGAGGAGAACGGAGAGCCCGAGGUAGACGAUGAAGACGAUGAUGAGGUGGACGAGGAGGACGAAGAAGAUGAUGGAGAAGGUGACGAGGAAGACGAGGAGGACGAUGACGACGACGUCGAGGGCGGCACAAAACGGGCAGCUGAGGACGACGACGACGACGACGAGGACGACGUCGAAACCAAGAAGCAGAAAACCGACGAAGACGAUUGAUGCGUUUUUCCCCGCGCCAUCCUGCUGAACCACUUCCUGAUUCUUCACCUCUGACUGUUUUUAGAAGUCAGCGGUGGAGAGCUGGAGGACUGACUUAAAGGAAAAAAGAAUAAAAAAAAUCCAACAUGGUCAUUAGCAAGUAGAGUUCAACAAACAUCGACCACGUCCACACACUCUCUCCGCUCUCCCCGCAAAACUGCAAAUUUUCUAGAGGACACACGCCAACACAUCGACGCAGAAAUCCGGCUUCUCUUCGACAACAACAACAACAACAACAACACGAAAGGAGAAUUUGUUUGUAUUUUUAUUUACAUUUUAUAAUUUUGUACAUAUUGUUAGGAGGAGGGGGGGUCAGUUUCUCUCUCAGCAGCGAUCUUGUCAGACCAAAUCGGUGCUUCUUUAAAGAAAGAUUUUACUUGGUUGACCAUGUUACGAUAUCUGGACAGAUACUAGAAGACAAACCUGUAAAAACAGCUCAAAACACGAAAGACAAAACCUCUUAAGCCGUUGAACUCAGAGCAUUCCAGUAAAUUUAAUGUAUGUACUUUAGCUGUACCAUAACUAGUUUGUUUGUAUGGGAGGGUAAGGCCAAAGAAAAGAGCCUCUUUUCUUUUUCCUGUUACUUUUGUUUUUGUCAGCGACUUUUUGUUUUAUGACGGCCUGUUUUGAUGUAUGUGUGAAGUUUGUUGUUUGACAAUAAACCGGACUUUUAUUUUGUGAGUUGUA
Molecule: messenger RNA, 1179 nt
Organism: Notolabrus celidotus (New Zealand spotty)
Lineage: Eukaryota; Metazoa; Chordata; Actinopteri; Labriformes; Labridae
Gene: ptmab
Product: prothymosin alpha b
Exons: 5
Coding region: 127-453 (108 amino acids)
Biological process (GO): negative regulation of apoptotic process; positive regulation of transcription by RNA polymerase II
Cellular component (GO): nucleus
Molecular function (GO): histone binding
Source: RefSeq, a predicted model, not a curated record